Neoarthrinium moseri is the source of this 456-nucleotide messenger RNA. RefSeq lists its product as uncharacterized. The coding region runs from base 1 to 456 and encodes 151 amino acids. Lineage: Eukaryota; Fungi; Ascomycota; Sordariomycetes; Amphisphaeriales; Apiosporaceae. The record is from RefSeq and is a predicted model, not a curated record. The transcript has a single exon.
AUGUCUUACAACACCUCUUGGGACCACCAGUACUGCCUGUCCUGUGACCGGCAGACGGACGGUGCUACGUACUGCUCGGAAUCAUGCAGACUUUCGGAUUUCGACAAAUCCUCCACAACCUGCAGCACACCAAUCAGUUCACCUGGCCUGACGGGUUCCAACUUCAGCUGGACAAGCCCGAGGCCACAGACCAAGUUCUACUUGUCUCCAGCAUAUGACUUCAGCAACGCCCAGCCGUACGGGUCGACCCCUCAACCACAGCCCCUGUUCCGCCGCCACGAGUCAUUACCGUCUGUCGGCCAGCUCACCCCUUCGAGUUCAUACAGCAGCUUGAGCUCUAUGCAGAGCACAUCAUCUAGGGGUGGUGGUGAAGGUCGACAAUUAUCCGACAAGGCCAAGAAGCAACUCAGAGACUACGCCAGCUCGUUCAACAUCCAGCGCCGUCGAUCAUGCUAA